AUGAUAGUGGCUCUGGACAAAUAUGGCGACGAGAGAUUGUAAGUAGAGUUUUGGUUUAGUCUUUAGUUCUGUAUAAUGAAGCCUCUAUACAGCCAGUUACGGACGAGGGACACGUUUUCUAUGACAAGUUUUCAUGUGACAAGUUUUAUUUGCUCCUCUGUAAAGGCAACUUUGCCAUGUUUUACUAUGACAAGAGUAUACUUGCUGAAAACCUAGUAUGCUAGCUUCAAUAAGUGCAUAGAAUAACCAAACCUUUUCGAUAUAAUUACAUGAAUAUGUUCUUGGCCUGGGAGCUUCAUUUUCAUGAAUCGUGAGCCAAUCACAUUCGGGUCUUGAUUCAUGAGAACGAGGCUCCCAGGCCACUGAACGUAUUCAUGACGUAAUUAUCAAAAAGGUGUAUUGGGAAAGUGCAAAUUUUGUUCGUCUGUAUGGAUGCGUCAACAAAGAAAAUUUGGCAAAGUAAUUUGGGUACUUGCGUGCGGUUCGACAGCGAUGUUGUUCGUAGGGUUCUAUUCCCGCCCGGAGGGCGUGUACCGAUGUACCGUAUACGAAAUACAAAACAACGGCCGAAAAUGAACAUAAUAACAUUUCGAGUAUAUUUUACUAAUUUUAGUCAUUUUCAGGAAUAAUAUGAAUUCCUGAUGACGAUGUAUACGGCAGUCGAAAGCUAGAAUAUAAAAAAAUGAUCAGUUUCGGAGUUGCCGCGUUGUUUUGGCCCACAGUUGCAGUUUUCGUAACUUCUCCCAUUUAGGUGUGAAAUAUACGUUUACAAAACCUUUCCAUCUUCAAAAAGCUUGAAACUUGAUUAAAAUGUCUAUUUCUUUCAGUUGUCGACUGCAUGGCGUGCCAUUUUUUGUGGCAUUUGUCACUCCAGUUAUUUUAAUCCUCGUUGGAAAUAUCGUGGUUUUCUGCCUUGUUAUUCGGUCAUUACUUACUUCCGGUAAAAAAGUGACCUCCAGCCUCAAAGUAUCAAGCUUGCAGCAAGCUCGGCAAGGGAUUGCGAUCAUGGUACUGCUCGGGUUAACCUGGCUGUUUGGUUUUCUUGCAAUCGACGAUGCUAAACUAGCAUUUCAGUGGUUGUUUUGCAUUUUUAACUCACUUCAGGGAUUUUUGGUAUUCAUAUUAUUUUGCAUUUUGCCCGCUGGAACAAGAAAGCACCUGCGAAAACUUUGUAGCCAAAAGAGCAGUUAUCAAAUUCGGGAAGACCCAUCCACUGGCAGCACUGCCAUUGGGAAAAUGUAUUCAGUGAAUGAUCAAUGCUCUGCGUCGGGAGAUGAACUUAAAACAUUGGAUGAAGAAAGCAGUUGCUGA
Molecule: messenger RNA, 1311 nt
Organism: Paramuricea clavata
Lineage: Eukaryota; Metazoa; Cnidaria; Anthozoa; Malacalcyonacea; Plexauridae
Source: the annotation of a GenBank genome assembly